Molecule: messenger RNA, 738 nt
Organism: Suillus fuscotomentosus
Lineage: Eukaryota; Fungi; Basidiomycota; Agaricomycetes; Boletales; Suillaceae
Exons: 2
Coding region: 1-738 (245 amino acids)
Source: RefSeq, a predicted model, not a curated record
AUGAUUCCAUGCAUUGAAAAAUAUUCUCGUCCGUGGAAUCUUGUCAUCGAUAGCCCUGUCUCCGUAGUUCAAUGCAUCAGGGAACGAUGGGGACCAUCUCUUGAAGAUGUCAUUAUUUGCCUAUUCGAGCGCGGAAUCAAAUUCAAAGUCCUUCUCCACGUCUGGCAUUCUCCUGUUUCUCGUCCAAGAACUGUCUUCCAGUCAAACUGGCGCCCCCCUGGGUGGGAACCUGACAAAUAUGAGUAUAUGAACUACGAGCUACGUCGAAAUCAAUUGCUUAGACUCCCCCAUGUCAGAGUUGUUGCUGCCCAGGGUGGUAUAAUAUGGCGUUUGUGCAAACAGGAGAUUGCUAGUGAUAUACCUAGUGGUCCUUCAAGAGACGUCCAGUUUUUUGCUGAUGCAUCUCGGCAUACGUCCCACCAGUAUAUUUUUGAUACUUUGACCGAGGAGGAGAUUGAGACACUAUGUGGCUUAUAUUAUGUCGGUACAGGUAUAGGUGACCAGACCACUAUAUUGUCAUGGUGGCCUACUCCAGCGCUGUGGUCUACAUCUGGUCUGGAUGUAGGUUAUUGGACUCAUUCUGCUGAAAAAAUGUUCCAGUCCAGGCUCACUGCCAUACGUGAAGGACAGGCGAAUUUGCGGACGAGUAGAAAAUGGAAAGGUGAAUUGAGUUUUUACAAGAACCAGACAAGGAAAUUCAUUGCUGCUGUCAAAAUGCAAUGCAUAACGCUGCUCUAG